This is a messenger RNA of Aspergillus chevalieri, 1518 nucleotides long. Its product is annotated as pyridoxal phosphate-dependent decarboxylase family protein. The coding region runs from base 1 to 1518 and encodes 505 amino acids. The record is from RefSeq and is a predicted model, not a curated record. Gene Ontology annotation, biological process: carboxylic acid metabolic process. The transcript has a single exon. NCBI's taxonomy places the organism in Eukaryota, Fungi, Ascomycota, Eurotiomycetes, Eurotiales, Aspergillaceae. Gene Ontology annotation, molecular function: carbon-carbon lyase activity; pyridoxal phosphate binding.
AUGGUCGAAAAGUAUGGAUAUACUGCACAAGGAGGGGAAAGUCUCGAAAUCCUCAUACAGAACGCUGCACUGAGCCGUCAAAAGUCAGGGGUCCUGCCUAAUGAACAUGAUCUGGAGCAUGCUAGAUCCUCUUUGCCACGUACUCUAUCCUCUGAUGGUGUAGGAUACGACAAAACCAUCGAGCAUAUCAUAGAAGACCUCGUCCCAGCAUUCAACAAUAGCAGCCUCUCCUCCAAUUACUACGGCUUCGUGACUGGCGGGGUUACCCCAGCAGCCUUGUUUGCCGACAAUAUCGUAUCUAUGUUCGACCAAAAUGUACAAGUACACCUCAAGGAACACUCGAUUGCCACGGACAUCGAGUACUAUGCAUUGGGAUUGUUGGUUGACCUGCUACGCUUGGACCGGCAAUCGUGGCAUAAUGGAACAUUUACGACCGGUGCGACGGCGAGUAACAUCCUGGGUUUGGGAUGUGGACGCGAAUUUGCUUUACGAACAGCCGGGGAGAGAAAAGGGGCUUCGGUUACGAGUAUUGGAGAAUAUGGGCUGUUUGAAGUGAUGCAGGCAGCUGGUCUCUCCGGGGUGCAGGUCCUUUCCACUCUACCUCAUUCGUCACUUGCCAAAGCUGCGGCAGUACUGGGAAUCGGACGUGUUAAUGUCAAAAAUGUGCCUCUGGAGGACAAUACUUUGCGAUUCGAUAUGAGACAGCUCGAGACCGAGCUGACAAGGCCUGGUAAAGUCAGUAUCGUCUCCGUGUCUUGCGGCGAAGUCAAUACUGGACGGUUUGCGACGAAUGGCAUUGAAGACAUGCAGCAGCUGCGCAGACUCUGCGAUACGUACGGAGCCUGGUUGCAUGUGGAUGGGGCCUUUGGUAUCCAAUGCCGAAUCCUCGAUGAUAGCGUUGAGUUUGCUUCGCUCAAGGCCGGAUGUGAGGGAAUCGAACUCGCGGACUCUAUUGCCGGGGACGGUCACAAAAUGCUCAAUGUACCCUAUGAUUGUGGCUUUUUCCUUUGCCGUCAUGGAAAGGAGGCCGCGAAUGUAUUCCAGAAUGCGAAUGCGGCCUAUCUUGCGUUUGGUGCUACGCAGGAUAUCCAGUCUCCUCUGAAUAUCGGGAUCGAGAACUCCAGAAGAUUCCGGGCGUUGCCGGUCUAUGCAUCCCUUCUAUCACUUGGGCGCACCGGCUAUCAGGACAUGCUGCAGAGGCAAAUUCGUCUGGCCAGGAGAGUAGCGGGAUGGUUGUUUGACCAUGCCGAGUAUACCGUAUUUCCGGAGACAAGCAGUAAGGACGAACUGCUGAAACAUACGUAUAUGGUUGUGUUGUUUUGCGCUAAACGAGACCAUCUGAACCGUGAGCUCAGCGCUAAAAUUAAUGCGACCUUGAAGCUUUUUGUGUCUGGGACUGCUUGGCAAGGAAAGCCGGCUUGUCGGAUUGCUAUUGCAACCUACAUGGUCGAUGAGGAGAGGGACUUCGGUCUCGUAACCGACGUUCUGGACAAGAUCGGUGCAGAAACCAAGACUUGA